This is a messenger RNA of Alternaria triticimaculans, 777 nucleotides long. RefSeq lists its product as uncharacterized. The transcript is spliced from 2 exons. Lineage: Eukaryota; Fungi; Ascomycota; Dothideomycetes; Pleosporales; Pleosporaceae. The record is from RefSeq and is a predicted model, not a curated record. The coding region runs from base 1 to 777 and encodes 258 amino acids.
AUGAUGGACUCCGAGGAUGUGCUGGAUCUAUACGACAUUGCUGUCUUACUCAACUAUGAACGGAACACUACGGAACCUCGGCUUCGACACACCAAACUGAGGGAAGUCGCUUUCCCAGGUUCGCAACCGAAGACUGUCAAACUUAGCAGUCCCAUCGACCAAGGCUGGAACAACAACGCGUCUACGUGGAUCGUAUUGGAUCAGCAGCAGGCUAACGAUCCCGAUGCCCCAGACCUGCCCACGGAAUUCCUACCCCCGAACAAACGCAAGGAUAGCGCACUCUCCAACGAGCAACUGGAGACGUUGUUCCACCAAGCACGCAACCACGAUGGCUGCUACCAGGCGAUCAGUCUGCUUCAAAUCUUCUUUGCAUUGUUUUCUGAAGAUACAAAGUUGAGAGUAAGACAUGCGCCCAAUGGUAAGCAGCCAGGCAUGUCUUAUACGACAACAGUCAGUAGACGUGUCAUUGUCGAGGAGUCCUUCCGUGACCCAAAGUUCACCACUGCUAUCUGCGUACUCCCGGAGGGCGCAAUGUAUGUUAGUGGGCAUCAGCCACAACUGCUGCAUGCCGUCGUAGGUUUCUCUCCGCUCGAUAGCGACACGGUUCAAUCCUUCUUCGAUCUCUCAUCCAUGCAGUUCGGCGAUAUAGGACGCGGACCUGGGCCGAAGGGAAAGCAGCUGUUCGCUCUGGAUACCCCCGAGGAGUUUGCCCUGCGUUUCAGUAUACGAUUGGCUAUGGGAAGUGGCGAUGAGGACGAAAAAGAGGUGGAUGAAUAG